This is a messenger RNA of Hevea brasiliensis (rubber tree), 720 nucleotides long. RefSeq names its product protein BUNDLE SHEATH DEFECTIVE 2, chloroplastic. Gene Ontology annotation, molecular function: protein folding chaperone. The record is from RefSeq and is a predicted model, not a curated record. The transcript has 5 exons. The coding region runs from base 140 to 556 and encodes 138 amino acids. NCBI's taxonomy places the organism in Eukaryota, Viridiplantae, Streptophyta, Magnoliopsida, Malpighiales, Euphorbiaceae. Gene Ontology annotation, cellular component: chloroplast stroma; protein folding chaperone complex.
GUGAAGCUUCUGAGGCCUACAACAAUUGUGCAAAGCCCAGUUACAAUCUAAUCGUAAUGAACUUCCAUGGUUGCCAUCCAUUGCAAUUUUGCAAAGCUAACCACUGAACAAAGUUGAAUUGUUGUCGAGAAUUCUGUCAAUGGCUGUGGCUUCAUGCUUGGGCCUGCUACCUCCAUUUGGAGCCACGCAAGAUUCAGGGAUAUAUGGAACCAGUUCUGUCAAGCAGGAGAUUCUUGGGAUACAUGACUUGCUCCACGCUCCUUCUACUGCUAGACGUUACUAUGUGAAAACUAGAGUCAGAUUUGACUCCCUUGUUGCUGCACCAAGAAAUCAAAACCCAAAACCAAAAAGCGUUAUCUGUGGUGACUGUGAUGGAAAUGGUGUAGUUCUAUGCUCACAGUGUAAAGGUAGAGGAGUGAACUCUGUUGAUCUCUUUAAUGGACAAUUUAAAGCUGGCGACUCCUGUUGGCUUUGUGGAGGAAAGAAGGAAAUGCUAUGUGGGAAUUGCAAUGGAGCUGGCUUUAUCGGUGGUUUUAUGAGCACUGUUGAUGAGUAGAAAUGAUUAUUUGAAGUCUUGUCAAAUUUCACUACAUUUCUCAUAUGGUUACCAGAUACCAUCAAUACUAUAACUUCAUUAGAUUUCUGUGAUAUUCUUCCUGCACAUAGUUUGUAGUUGGCAGCCAUUUUAGAUGCUAAUGGAUGUUCAUAAACUUGCUUAUC